This is a messenger RNA of Gastrolobium bilobum, 1318 nucleotides long. RefSeq names its product histone-lysine N-methyltransferase SUVR3. Bases 62 to 1096 code for a protein of 344 amino acids. Lineage: Eukaryota; Viridiplantae; Streptophyta; Magnoliopsida; Fabales; Fabaceae. The record is from RefSeq and is a predicted model, not a curated record. The transcript is spliced from 3 exons. Gene Ontology annotation, molecular function: protein binding.
AAUGGGUAAAUAUAACUAUGAACCAAAUGGUAUGAUCUCAAUCUCAUAACAACCAACACAAAUGGCAGAAGAAGAAGAAGAAGAAACUGUUCAUAGAAAGCACUACAAACCCAACGAUCCUCUUUCUCUUCUUCUUCAAUGUGCAGACUUGGUACUACCAUGGCUAACCCCAACAGAACUCGCCAACAUUUCCAUCUGCUGCAAAUCCCUUCGCAAAAUCUCCAACUCCAUCACUCUCCACCGCUCCUCCGAUGCUUCUAGAACCUUCGAGAACUUUCCAAUCCCAUUUCAUAACACCGUCGAUGACCACCCUUACGCUCACUUCCUCUACACCCCUUCCUUCCACUUUCCCUCCCACCAGCUCUUGCGUCAACCUUGGGGCUCUUCCGUAAUUUCACCUUCCGCGCCGAGUCAGCUUCGGUCGGAAUCGGUGAGUCUGGUUGACGAGUUGGGUCGUAGCGUGAUGUCUGGGUGUGACUGCUGCGAGGCUUGUGGGGAUUCGGGUUGUCCGUGUUUGGGGUUGGAUGGGUUGGAUGACGUGGGAAGGGAGUGUGGACCGGGUUGCCGGUGUGGACCGGAGUGUGGGAACCGGUCGAGCCAGAAAGGGGUUGCGGUUCGGGUGAAGAUUGUGAGGGAUGAGAGGAAAGGGUGGGGUGUGUGGGCUGACCAGUUCAUUCGGAAAGGGGAAUUCGUGUUUGAGUAUGCAGGUGAACUCUUGACAACCAAGGAAGCACAAAGCAGACAUCAGUAUUAUGAUGAACUUGCAUUGCAUGGUCGUUUCUCUUCUGCUCUUUUAGUUGUAAGGGAGCAUCUUCCAUCUGGAAAGGCAUGCUUGCGAUCGAACAUUGAUGCCACAAGAAUAGGAAAUGUGGCACGGUUUGUUAAUCAUUCAUGUGACGGUGGGACUUUAAGCACAAAGCUAGUUAGAAGUUCAGGAGCUUUGUUCCCCCGCCUUUGCUUCUUUGCUUUGAAAGAUAUCCAACACGAUGAAGAGCUUACUUUUAGCUAUGGAGAAACAAGGAAAAGGCCCAAUGGUUUGCCAUGCUUUUGCAACAGCCCUUCUUGCUUUGGAACAUUGCCCUCAGAAGACACUUGAGAUAUAUUACUGUUUAGACUCAUUUGCAGUUUAACAAGACAAUUCCUCAUCACUGUGUUCCUUCUCUCCAAGACUCAAAACCUAUUUGCAAAUAUUUUGGAAUUACAACUACAUCUAAGCAUAGAAGAUGUAGUUUGUAAUCCAUUUUUUUUUUGCUAGGGGAAUGAAUAGAUGUAGUUUGUUGAAGUCUGCAAUUUGUUGAGCAAAUUUUGCUUUUCUUAG